CUCCCGAAGAAGCAUGUCCAUUUGAAAAAAAAAACACACAUUUUCUCCUCUUGUACAUAUAAAAAAAGUGGUGAAAACCAUCAAUCAAAGAAUCGAUCAUUUAUUCUAUUAUCUCUUUCUCAUUUCCUUUACAACACGUUAUCAGUCACGCUUUCUCCACAGAGCGCAAGAAGAUGAGGCCGACAGAGAACUCGACGGGAUCAGGACUUCAAUUCUUGCCGUUCAAAUCUCGCCGAGAAUCAAACAGGAACUCGCCAAGAACACAUCACUGGAGAAUUCACGGUCCCCAUCCAUGGACAAGAAUAGAAACGACGCCUGAAUCGACAGACGCCAUCACCGCCAUGGCCGUCGUUUCCACGAUGGUCGCGGUCGCCUCUUCAACACUGGCCAUGGCGCCAGCGGCGCUAGGGGCGCUGGGCGCGGCCGGCCCUCCGGCAUCGGCGGCGUUCGGCGCGACGCCCUCCAGUGGCGCACGGCCCCCGCGACGGCCGCGCCCUCCGGCGAAGACAGCGGGCGGCACAAGGGCCGGCGGCAUCCAGGGGCGGCGGCGGCGCCCAACAAUGGCGGCGGCGACGCUCGGCCGCAGCGCUGCAGCGUUAGGCGGCGGCCCUCGUCCGCGGCGCCCUCCGGCGCGCAGGCAGCGGCGGCCCAUCGGGCAAACGGCGCCUGCACCCGCAACCCCACCAUCAGCGGUCGGCACCCGCUCGGCCGGCAACGCCGGCGCGCACAUCGCGGGCGGACCGACGGCGCACGGCAAGGGCGGCGGCCGGCCCUCAGCCGCGGACGGGGACGCUCUGAGGCGGAUCCGGCGGCACACCCCACCGGCGGCGGUGCACACCGGCGAAGCCGGCAGGCGGCGGCGCCCCACCAAGGGGCCGGCAGCGGCGCAAGGCCAUGGCGCCGCUCGGGCGUGGCGGCGGUUGGGGCCAAGGGGUGCGGUGGCGCAUGCGCCCACUGAUGGCCCCCUUUCACUCGGGCCGAAUCAGGCCAGGCAGGCCGAGAUUGGGGCCAAGGGGUGCGGUGGCGCAUGCGCUCACUGAUGGCCCCCCUUUCACUCGGGCCGAAUCAGGCCAGGCAGGCCGAGACAGGCCGCCAACCGGCCUGCAGGCCGGCGCCCCUUCCAGGCUGGUCAUUCACAGGCCACGCCAACAGGCUGGGCCGAACCACAGGCCAACAGGCCAAACCAAAGCCGAGCACCCCGCAAUUUCACAAAUAGACCCCCGAAUUUACAUAUAUUUACAUGCUUUCGUAUAUUCUAUACUACAUGUUUAUAUUUGAAGCCUUUGAUUGUUCUAUUUUGGUCCUCAUACUAUUCUGAAUUUGCAUAAUUACUGUAAAUUGCUAUCUAGACUAUCAACUUUAGAAAUUAGCACCUAUGUAAUAUGGAUGCUACGAUUACCGCAGUAAUUGUAUGUUAUUGAUCCACAAAUUUCACAUUGGUUAUGCAAAUAUUAUUUUAGAAUAAUA
Molecule: messenger RNA, 1467 nt
Organism: Panicum virgatum (switchgrass)
Lineage: Eukaryota; Viridiplantae; Streptophyta; Magnoliopsida; Poales; Poaceae
Product: translation initiation factor IF-2-like
Exons: 2
Coding region: 174-1040 (288 amino acids)
Source: RefSeq, a predicted model, not a curated record